Molecule: messenger RNA, 1563 nt
Organism: Rhipicephalus microplus (southern cattle tick)
Lineage: Eukaryota; Metazoa; Arthropoda; Arachnida; Ixodida; Ixodidae
Product: transcription elongation factor, mitochondrial
Biological process (GO): mitochondrial transcription; transcription elongation by mitochondrial RNA polymerase
Cellular component (GO): mitochondrial nucleoid
Molecular function (GO): DNA polymerase processivity factor activity
Source: RefSeq, a predicted model, not a curated record
AUGAUGAUGAUAACUUUCCAUCUACGGCACACUGCAAACCUAGACCACAACUGUUUUGCUGUAAAACAGGGUGGCAUUCGGAGAAUAUCCUUUGGUCAGCAGUACACCCGCGAGCAGCAGGACCAGAUCCUGAGAGUACUGAACAACUCGUCCGAGAAGGAGCUGCGCAAGCUGUCCAUCAGCCCUCUGAACGUCAUGCGCAUUCUGAAUCACCGCGAGGAGAACAGCGGCUUCACCAGCAUGGACCACGUGGGUGCCAUCGACGGCCUGCAGACGCGCAGCUUGGCUCGCAUCUGCGAGGCCAUCCUGUACGGAAAGAAGCCACAGGAGAGGCGGCCGCCCGACCGGGGAAACAGCAUUAUCCCGGUCAUACCGCCGGAGAGGAUAGAGAGCAUCACCGACAUAUUGGCCAUAGACGUGAGUCCGCCCUUUAUGACGUGGGCCCACGUGACCCGGGACAACUUCGUACUUGCCCUCGACCGAGUGCAGUUCCUCGACGACAAGGCAAAGCCGCACCUGUACAACCACUACGAAGCAGUGCAACAAGUGCUGAAGCAGCUGCCAAAGGCCAGUCUCUACGUAGUCGAGCAGAAGUCGCAGCGGCACAAGGUCGAAGUCGCACAAAGCCAGAGCCAGCUCACCGUGCAGGCCAUGAUGGUGGCGCUGCUGAGCCACGGCAAGAAGCUACAGCCACAGGUGGUUUCAGUCAAGUCGUCUGCCAUCGCGAACCUCUUCAACCUCAACGUUGGCAGCGAGAGGGUGUCUGGACAGGGCACCCUCAAGAAACUGGUGGAUGACGGCACCAUCAGCUUCCAGGGAAACCUGAAGGGUGUCUAUUUGAAGGAGACGCCCGUCAACAAAGAGCACUAUUGCGGGGUUCUACUAUUGGCCAGGGCAUUCUACGUGCUCGCCAUGACGUGAAAGGAUAUCGACGGGGAGUGUCAAUAAUAUAUACGUGUGUGCAAGGUUGACCAUGUCCAUGGAAAACGCUUCACUGCUUGCUACUGUAGAACCUCGUUCACGUUUAGAAAAAAAAAGUGCAGGGAUAGCAUACUACACUCAAACCUUGAUAUAACGAAGUAUCAGUUAUAAGGAAGUAAAUGAAGAACAGUCUUGCUAUAGAUAGUGUUAGGAGUAUACCUCUAUAACGAAUUCGAAUAUACCAUUUCCCCGUAUUGAAACUUUGUUAUAACGAGGUUUGAGUGUAUCAAGAAAAAACGUACAAUCUAAAUUCAGCUAAACAAUGGCACUAGGAAAUCCUACAAAAUGAAAGCAAAUAAAUGAAAUUCUAUUGUAUUUAAGCCAGUUUACGUAGAUAAUUUCUUUUACAUCAUAGAAAAAAAUGUGUUAAUAGUACAAUGUCUAAUAAUGGUGACUAUAAAUCUGUUUUUUAGUUUUAUAUUAAACAUCAAUCGCUGUGAGAUUUUGAAUACUGAGAGGUCUCCCCUGAAAAUAGUCGAACUUGUACACAACUCUAGGAGCUAUACAAAUACAGCGGUCAUAGUGCUCUGUUAGCACAUGCAAAAACAUAUUGUUACAAUAAAAUGGUGUUUAAUCGAAUAG